UUGGAGGCGUACAGUAGUUACAAAAUGGCUGUGGGCUGAGGAGGAGGAGGAGGAGGAGGGGGUGGCUGGCGAUGCCCGAGCGCCUCAGAUGGGGAGCCCCUUCGCUGGGAAGCCGAGCCCGCCCCAUUCCGUCCCUGCGACGCUCCUCAGGCCGCCUCCUCCUCCUCCUCCUCCUCCUCAGAGGACGGAGGAAGGGACUGCUGCUGCUGCUGCUACUGCUACAGUGGCGGGAAGGCCCCCCAUGGCUGCCUCGCUGCGCUGCUCCGUCAGGCUGGCUCUGCUCAGCGAAGAAGAGCUCCUCCAGGGGCGCCUCACGCUGCCUUUCUCCGGCCCAGACUUCAAGGGGCUCCAGAUGGAGGUCCAGGCGCCACAAGGAGGAGGAGGAGGAGGAGAAGCAGCAGAGAUGGCUGUCACUGAUGCUGAGGGAGUAUGUGUGUUCAGAUGCAUGGUUAACAGAGAUACAGAAUUCUGCCGUGUGGGAAGAGACUCAGUUUUGAUAUCGCUGGGCUACAAUAGUGCUUUGCUCCAAUUCAGGUCACUCUCUGAAUAUAGCAUGUUUACAAAUGCACUAAAGAACUGCAGGAAUCAGACAAAGGAAUCCUCUGCAUUCAGUCAGAGAACAGAAGAAUCCUCUGCAGCUCAGUAUUUUCAGUUUUAUGGCUGCUUAUCUCAGCAACAAAAUAUGAUGCAGGAUUUUGUGAGGACAGCCACAUAUCACAGAGCAAUACUCCAGAACCAUAUAGAUUUUAAAGAUAAGGUUGUCCUAGAUGUUGGCUGUGGAUCAGGAAUCCUUUCGUUUUUUGCUGUGCAAGCUGGAGCUAGAAAAGUGUAUGCAGUUGAAGCUAGCUCAGUGGCAAAAUAUGCUGAGAUUCUAGUGCAAAGUAACAAUCUUUCUGAUAAGAUCAAAGUUCUGUCAGGAAAAAUUGAGGAAAUCUCCCUGCCUGAGAAUGUAGAUGUUAUUGUUUCUGAACCAAUGGGUUAUAUGCUCUUCAAUGAAAGGAUGCUGGAAAGUUACCUCCACGCCAAGAAAUGGCUGAAAUCAAAUGGAAUGAUGUUUCCAACAUUUAGUGACAUUCAUUUGGCUCCUUUUUCCGAUGAACAGCUCUACAUGGAACACUACUCCAGAGCCAAUUUUUGGUACCAACAAUGUUUUUAUGGAGUCAAUCUGUCCAGUCUCCGUAAUGCAGCUGUAGAUGAAUACUUCAGGCAGCCUAUUGUAGACACAUUUGACAUUAGAAUUUUAAUGGCCCGCACAGUGAAAUAUACUGUCAACUUUACAGAAGCAGCAGAAGAAGAUUUGCACAGAGUGGAAAUCCCCUUUGUUUUCCAGAUGAUGCAGUCUGGUCUAAUCCAUGGCUUGGCAUUUUGGUUUGAUGUGGCGUUUGUGGGUUCAUUGGUAACAGUUUGGCUAUCAACGGCUCCCACAGAACCUCUGACUCACUGGUAUCAAGUGCGCUGCCUUCUUCAGACUCCUCUCUUCGCAAAAGAAGGGGAAACACUUUCAGGGAAAGUCUUAUUUGUAGCAAAUAAACGGCAGAGUUAUGACAUCCAGAUAGUGGCCAUAGUGGAUGAAACAGGUUUUAAGUCAGGCAAUAUCCUUGAUUUAAAGAAUCCAUUUUUUAGGUAUGCUUAACUGAUAUGUUAUACAACUUCUGGAGGAACAGCCAGAAUUACAACUCAACCAAGUAGCUUAUGAAAAGCUGAAAGUGAGACUAUUGAACAAGUUGCUGCUUCUGUGAAAUCUGUUUGUACGUAUCAAAAGGAAAUAUUUUAUGCAAAAUGUGUAAGAAGAUGUUUGUACAGUUUCCCUCUACUUUUUCGAACUGACGUGCCAGUCUUAAAACAUGCCUGCCUGGGAAGUAUUUUCUUACUGUAGUGAAUGAUGCUUUCUUGGUUGAUGCCUUUACUUGGAAAUCUAUUCCACUGAAAUCAGUGGGGAUAAGUAUUAGGAGUGGAAAGUUAUUUCCACAUUUGAAUUAUUGUAUUUUUAUGCCAGUGGAUCAAAACAGUAUUGGUAUCUGAUGGGCCGGGUAUCACUUUUGGUUUGUUUUUCUAAUGCCAACCCUCCUUGUUUUGUUUUGUUUUCCCCUCAAGGAAUAUUCUUAACAAAACCUACCUCAUUUUUCCAUACAUAUCUAGAAUGUAUGGGAGUGAUGUGAACAAAACGCUAAGCUCAUAUGUAACUCUGUUUCAGUAUUUGCAAGAUGUGUUGAACUCUCUAGAGUAGGAGUGGGCAAAUUGUGCCUCCCCUAGUCUGUUUUGUAGCCCAUAGCCCUUUCAGAUUAUCCAUUCUGUCCUUUUCUCCUUGCCCACCUCCCAAAUAAAUGAUGAAUUUAUUUUCCUGGAAAACUCCAGGAGCAGCAGCUCAACUUUAAAUAGAUAGCAGCUGAACACUGAAAACACCAAUUUCUGGCUACUUCCAGUUCUGUAUAGGGUUUUGCUUUUUUAAUGUUUGCAAUCUGUGCAUCCCCUGGAUGGUCCCAGAGGCAGUAAAUUGUCUCCUGGACUCACUGCAGUUGCCCAUCCCAAUCUAGAGCUUAUUCAUGGCUGGUCAAUAAUGAACUGUAAUUGUUUCAUAGCAAUAUGGCACUAAGCACAUUACCUGAGAGAUAUUUCUGACUGAUAUUGUUUGAAUGGUGUUUUUUUUUUGGGGGGGAGGAGCUUUCCUGGAUUGUCCUGAGUCAGUCUUCACAGCUUGUUUUUUUUUUAAAAAUAUAUGAAGAGAAACAACAGCAGAAUAACUUAAUCUGCACCUGCAUUUCUGUAUAUUUCAUACAUUCUGUAGAUAACAUUUGCAAUUGUAUAUUUAAUCUUUCCAAUAAAAUUUAAAUAUAAAACAUAA
Molecule: messenger RNA, 2842 nt
Organism: Sceloporus undulatus (fence lizard)
Lineage: Eukaryota; Metazoa; Chordata; Lepidosauria; Squamata; Phrynosomatidae
Product: histone-arginine methyltransferase CARM1-like
Exons: 13
Coding region: 89-1633 (514 amino acids)
Biological process (GO): peptidyl-arginine methylation
Molecular function (GO): protein-arginine N-methyltransferase activity
Source: RefSeq, a predicted model, not a curated record